Messenger RNA from Parnassius apollo (apollo), 1605 nucleotides. The record is from the annotation of a GenBank genome assembly. NCBI's taxonomy places the organism in Eukaryota, Metazoa, Arthropoda, Insecta, Lepidoptera, Papilionidae.
AUGAUGGAAUAUGCAAAAACGCGCAAAGGACCGCUGCCUGGAGGUCGCCAGGGCGCGUCUGGAGCUGGCGCUGGACGCGACAGCAUGCGAACCGCCAGCCGAGCGAGAGGUGCUGCACGACCACCCAUCAGCCCCUCGCAUCCAUCAUCCCCACCAGCUGGCUUGGUGUCGGCAGGGUCUUCGCGGGCCCAGCAAUCGGCACCCGCCACUGGUGGAGUACGCCGCAUGCGAUGGACAACCGAAAUGAAUACUAACGCAUUGCGGGCGUAUUUUAGGGCGAAAGGGGGAGAAGUUGGAGGUUUGGCGUAUCGGGCUAGGAUGCAUCGUCUUUUUGCUGAGCUGGAGCCAUCUUUAACCGUCUCAGAGCAAAACCUGGCAGACCGGGUUCGGUAUAUCUUGCGCUCAAAUAUAUUUGAUGUCGCCGAACUCGCACGACUACGACGUGAGGCUGUUCCCUCAUCGGAUGAAAAUGCUACGGCUGAGGAUGCGGCGCCACAAAUUGCAGAGCAACCCGCAAACGUGAAUGCCGCCGUGAAUACCCCAGUUGUGGUUGAUUCAAACGAUGAUGGAACAGUCGCCCAGGAACUGGAAUUAGAGCAUAUGAGGAGUACAUUGGAAGAGGCGAUUGUGGAAACGCGCAGUACGCCUUUCGAAAAUCGACCGCGACUUCCCCGCAUAGCCCUAAGCAAGCGGAAUCGGGCUGUCGUGAGGGCUCUGAACCCAAUGCUGGUGACCUAUUUGGAAGCCAGCCGGGACCUUUGCGAGACGGACUCAAUUCUUUUUGGCGCCGCACUGGCAGUGUGCCGUAUUAUAGGCGCCAAACUUUCCACGGCUGGACGCGCUACCGGACAAAGUAGCGCUAUCCCAGCCUGGAGAAUAAGAAUUGAAGAACGUAUCGCAAAGGCUAGGGCCCUCAUCGGCAGACUGAUACGCUUCAGGUCAGGCAACAACAGGCCAAGGAUUGUGCGCACCGUCAGGAUGGCAUUUGCUGGGACAAAUGUUAGUUUGUCCCAGCCGAAUAUAAUGCAAAAACUGACGGAGCGCAUAAACGACCUGAAGCAGAGAAUCGCUGCUUGGGGAAAGCGGAUUCGGCGAUAUACCGAGAGGUCGACACGGUUUAACCAGAAUCGUCUCUUCCAGAGUGAUCAGAAGAGGCUCUAUAAAUCGUUGGAGCGACCAAUGGUAAGUGGAACGGGCCCAGCACCGAAUCAGGCCGACACUGUAGCAUUCUGGCGCGGCCUGUGGUCAGAGCCCAUAAACCACAGCGAGGGCCCUUGGACGGAAGUUGUGGCGAGUCAGUGUGCGAGUAUAACGCCCUUGGACCCCGUCAUUAUAACACCUGAUUACGUAGCUGAGGCGGUCCGUAGGGGCCCGAACUGGAAAAGUCCGGGACUCGACGGGCUGCAUCACUACUGGCUGAAGGGGUUUGUGGUGUGUCACACUGUGCUCGCCCGACAGUUCCAAGAAGCUCUCAACCAGAAGUCGCUCCCGAGCCUCUUCACUACUGGGAUCACGCAUUUGGUUCCUAAAGACCAGUAUUUGUUCUUUUUAUGGCUCAAACGAAGCAGAUAUCCAGAUUUUUUAGAAUUAGAAGCUCGUGAUUAG